UCGCCAGCGGAUCCCGCGCGCUGGAGAAGUGCAGUUCCUCUUGGUUACCAACUCGUCCGUUCUCCCUCCGUGGUGCGGGCGCCCUCGAAGAGCACUCACCACAGACACAGCCAGUCCUCCCUACAGUGCCGCCACUGCUGUUGCAUCCGCCCGGAACUAGUGCGCUGUCUUCCUCCCUUGCCACUGACAGGCGCCCUCGGGGAGCCGCCGUCAGCGAUGUCAAGCGAGGAAAGCUACCAGGCCAUCCUGCGCUACCUGACGAACGAGUGCGAGCCGUACGCGCCGGGCACCGAGGGUAAUGUCAAGCGUAAAAUCCGCAAGGCGGCCGCCUGCUACGUGGUGCGCGACGGAACGUUGUAUUACCAGCGGCGGCAGCGGCACCGCAAGACCUUCGCCGAGCUGGAGGUGGUGCUGCAGCCCGAGCGGCGCCGGGGGCUUAUCGAGGCUGCGCACCUGGGCCCGGGCGGCACUCACCACACCCAGCAUCAGACCUGGCACGACUUGUCCAAGACGUACUGGUGGCGAGGUAUAUUAAAGCAAGUCAAAGAUUACAUUAAACAGUGUAGCAAAUGCCAGGAGAAACUAGAUCGAUCCCGUCCUAUAUCAGAUACUUCAGAAAUGUUGGAAGAAUUGGGACUAGACCUUGAAUCUGGAGAAGAAAGUAAUGAAUCAGAGGAUGACCUGAGCAACUUUACUUCGCCUCCAACUACAGCUUCCAAGCCUGCAAAAAAGAAGCCAGUAUCCAAACAUGAACUUGUAUUUGUUGACACCAAAGGAGUGGUGAAACGUUCUUCUCCAAAACAUUGUCAGGCUGUCUUAAAACAGCUGAACGAACAGAGACUCUCUAACCAGUUCUGUGAUGUUACUUUGUUAAUUGAAGGAGAAGAGUACAAAGCUCAUAAAUCUGUUCUGUCAGCUAAUAGCGAAUAUUUUCGAGAUCUUUUUAUUGAGAAAGGAGCUGUUUCCAGUCAUGAGGCAGUGGUGGAUCUUUCUGGCUUUUGUAAGGCAAGCUUCCUUCCUUUACUGGAAUUUGCCUACACUUCUGUGCUAAGUUUUGACUUCUGUAGCAUGGCUGAUGUAGCCAUCUUGGCUCGUCAUCUUUUCAUGUCAGAAGUUUUAGAAAUCUGUGAAAGUGUACAUAAACUAAUGGAAGAGAAGCAGCUAACAGUAUAUAAGAAGGGUGAGGUACAAACAGUUGCAUCUACACAGGACUUACCAGAACAAAAUGGAGGUACAGCACCUCCUGUGGCUAACAACGAGGGAACCACAACAACUUUAUCCACUGAACUUGGGGAUUGUGAAAUUGUACUGCUGGUGAAUGGAGAAUUGCCAGAGCAGAAUGGAGAGCUAGGACAACAGCCUGAGCCCCAGGUUUCUUCACAGACCGAAGCUGCUCUGUCACCUGUAGGCUGUGUAACUGAUUCCCAUUCUGAAAUGGAGUCUGUUGAUUUAGUAACAAAAAACAGCCAGACAGAACUAGAAACUUUAAACAGCAGAGAAGAUGACACAGUCUCUAAUACUCAUCCUAAGCUUUCAAAAGAGAAUGUAAUCAGUAGCUCUCCAGAAAACAGUAAUAUGGGAAAUGAUACAGCAACAGAGGAUAUCUGUGCUGAAGAUAUUUCAGAGCAUAGGCAGAACCUUGGCCAGUCUUUAAAAGAUCAGGAAAAUCUAGUUGAACCGACAGCACAGACAGACCAUAGUCCCGAUGAUGAUGAUACUUACAGAAGCAGGCUUCGGCAGCGUUCUGUUAACGAAGGGGGAUAUAUCCGACUACACAAAGGAAUGGAGAAGAAGCUGCAGAAACGGAAAGCCAUUCCCAAGUCAGCAGUUCAACAGGUGGCUCAGAAAUUAGUUCAAAGAGGAAAAAAGAUGAAACAACCAAAAAGGGACGCUAAAGAGAAUACCGAAGAAGAAGCAUCCCAUAAAUGUGGGGAAUGCGCAAUGGUUUUUCAGAGACGAUAUGCUCUUAUAAAGCACAUACUGAAACAUGAAAGAGCUAGAGAUUACAAGUGUCCAUUGUGUAAGAAACAGUUUCAGUACAGUGCCUCCUUGAGAGCACACCUUAUUCGACAUACCAGGAAAGAUGCACCUACUUCAUCCUCUUCCAGUUCUGCAUCUAAUGAGGCAUCAGGAUCAUCGUCUGAGAAGGGCAGAACCAAACGAGAAUUUAUAUGUUCGAUAUGUGGAAGGACAUUACCUAAAUUAUAUUCUCUUCGAAUACAUAUGUUAAAGCACACAGGGGUAAAACCACAUGCAUGUCAGGUCUGUGGAAAGACUUUCAUCUACAAGCACGGUCUAAAAUUACACCAGAGUCUCCAUCAAUCACAAAAGCAGUUCCAGUGUGAACUAUGCGUUAAGUCAUUUGUUACCAAACGGAGUCUUCAGGAACAUAUGAGUAUUCACACAGGAGAGUCCAAGUACCUUUGCUCAGUUUGUGGAAAGUCUUUUCACAGGGGCUCUGGGCUCAGCAAGCACCUAAAGAAACACCAGCCAAAGCCUGAAGUUCGAGGCUAUCAUUGUACUCAAUGUGAAAAAAGUUUCUUUGAAGCUAGAGAUCUUCGCCAGCACAUGAACAAACAUCUUGGUGUGAAGCCAUUCCAGUGCCAAUUUUGUGAUAAGUGCUAUAGUUGGAAGAAAGAUUGGUAUUCCCAUGUGAAGUCUCACUCUGUCACUGAGCCUUACAGGUGUAAUAUAUGUGGCAAAGAAUUUUAUGAAAAGGCAUUGUUCAGAAGGCAUGUAAAGAAAGCUACCCAUGGAAAAAAAGGAAGAGCGAAGCAAAACCUGGAACGGGUGUGUGAACAAUGUGGAAGAAAAUUCACUCAGCUGAGAGAGUAUAGGAGACACAUGAACAACCAUGGAGGAGUUAAGCCAUUUGAGUGCUUAACGUGUGGAGUAGCUUGGGCUGAUGCCCGAUCUCUAAAACGCCACGUCAGAACACAUACAGGUGAACGGCCCUAUGUCUGUCCCGUAUGUAGUGAAGCCUACAUAGAUGCUCGAACACUCCGUAAACAUAUGACUAAAUUCCACAGAGAUUAUGUGCCUUGCAAAAUUAUGCUGGAAAAAGAUACCCUUCAGUUUCAUAACCAAGGAACUCAAGUGGAGCAUGCUGUUAGCAUCUUAACAGCAGAUAUGCAGGAACAAGAAAACAGCGGUCCUCAAGAACUUGAAACUGUGGUAGUGACAGGAGAAACUAUGGAAGCUCUCGAAGCUGUUGCAGCUACUGAAGAAUGUCCGUCAGUAUCUACACUUUCUGACCAAAGUAUUAUGCAAGUGGUUAACUAUGUGUUAGCACAACAGCAAGGACAGAAGCUAUCUGAAGUUGCAGAAGCUAUUCAAACUGUUGAAGUAGAGGUGGCCCAUAUUUCAGAAACAGAGUGAAUGUAGUAAUGGAGAUGAACAGAAGGGACAUCUCACAUAAAUUGAACUCACAGAACAUUUGUUUACAGUGCUAUGUGGCUGUCCGCCUAGAGUUUGUAUGUCAAGGCUCUGGGCUGUUUUGGUGGUGUUUUAACAUUUCUAAACGGUUUGUCUGGCUAAUGGGUUCUGUAGAAAAGUCCAUUUACUGUAAAGAAAUUGAAAACAAAUCUAUUUGAUGGCAGUGGAUUAUCAUGGUAUACUUUUUAUGAAUUAAUGUUUAUAAAGAACUGUACUAAAUAAAUUAAAAACCGUACAGUUUCAUUUGUAUUUUGACAUUAUUAUAUACUUUGAGUUUAAAAGGCUGUACUA
This is a messenger RNA of Balaenoptera ricei (Rice's whale), 3726 nucleotides long. RefSeq names its product zinc finger and BTB domain containing 11 (gene ZBTB11). Gene Ontology annotation, molecular function: protein binding; DNA-binding transcription factor activity, RNA polymerase II-specific; RNA polymerase II cis-regulatory region sequence-specific DNA binding. The coding region runs from base 217 to 3378 and encodes 1053 amino acids. The transcript has 11 exons. Gene Ontology annotation, biological process: regulation of immune system process; negative regulation of transcription by RNA polymerase II; regulation of cytokine production. Gene Ontology annotation, cellular component: nucleus. The record is from RefSeq and is a predicted model, not a curated record. NCBI's taxonomy places the organism in Eukaryota, Metazoa, Chordata, Mammalia, Artiodactyla, Balaenopteridae.